Molecule: messenger RNA, 1462 nt
Organism: Populus euphratica (Euphrates poplar)
Lineage: Eukaryota; Viridiplantae; Streptophyta; Magnoliopsida; Malpighiales; Salicaceae
Product: transmembrane protein 184C-like
Exons: 6
Coding region: 303-1178 (291 amino acids)
Source: RefSeq, a predicted model, not a curated record
AAUUUUUGGAAUCAAAAGGUAGGACUGAAAUAGUCUUGGAAUCAGACGGCAAUGGAGCUUUCCAUAUCCCAUCUCAUGCUUGACCCCUCACUAUCAAAUUAUUAAUAAUUUGCAUUCAGACAAAGAAAAUCAAUCACCAGAAUAAUUUUCCUUCCUAGUUUGCAUCAACCAAAUCAACCAGUGUACUGAAGUACAGACAGACCACCUCGGCCGUCGUCAACAACAACAAAACUUCUGAUCAUCAACUUUGAAAUGUCAUACUUGCUGCAUUAGAGUUUUAUUUACGAAAAAGUAGGAGCUCAAUGAAUCCUGGACAGCUUACUCUUCUGGCAUCCACUUUCUGUGUGAUGCUUACAAUGCAUUUUUCAGGACAGCUUCUCGCUGAGCAUCUACUCAGCUGGAAGAAGCCAAAGGAGCAAAGGGCUAUUAUUAUCAUCAUACUUAUGGCCCCCAUAUAUGCCAUUGACUCCUUUGUUGGUUUGGUAGAUUUUCAGGGGAGCAAAGCAUUUUUUAUGCUUUUGGAAUCAGUCAAGGAAUGUUACGAGGCUCUGGUGAUAGCAAAGUUCUUGGCUUUGUUAUACAGGUACUUAAACAUAUCAAUAAGCAAAAACAUAGUUCCAGAUGAGAUCAAGGGAAGGGAGAUUCAUCACUCAUUUCCAAUGACUCUUUUUCAGCCACACACUGUUCGUUUGAACCACCACACAUUAAAGCUCCUGAAGUAUUGGACAUGGCAGUUUGUUGUGAUUCGCCCUACUUGCUCCAUCUUGAUGAUAUCUCUUCAACUUCUUGGGUUGUAUUCCAGUUGGGUGAGCUGGACAUUCACAAUCAUUCUGAAUAUUUCAGUAUCACUGGCUUUGUAUUCGCUGGUGGUUUUCUAUCAUGUGUUUGCUAAAGAGUUGGCUCCACACAAACCUCUUGCCAAGUUCUUGUGCAUCAAAGGAAUCGUCUUUUUCUGCUUCUGGCAGGGAGUUGUACUUGAUAUUCUUGUAGCGUUGGGCAUAAUCCGAUCUCAUCAUUUCUGGCUUGAUGUAGAGCACAUUGAAGAAGCUUUGCAAAAUGCAUUGGUGUGCGUAGAAAUGGUCUUCUUUUCAGCUUUUCAGAAAUAUGCGUAUAGUGCUACGCCAUAUAGAGAUGAUAUUGCCGCAAUAAAUGUGAAAUUGGAUAGGAAGAAAGACUAGCAUAGAAGCCAACACCAAUCUGGUGAGAAUUUUAAUGCUUUCUUAAAGAUUGAUGCCAAUAUUAAUUGCUUCCUGUAAUGGUUGCGUGAAAGACACUGCCUGUACUUCGCCCAUUGUGAACCUGUAUCUGCAUUCUGUAUGUAGAAUCAGCAAAAUGUUUUGCUUCACAUGCAUCAACAUGUGUAAAACAAGUUGAAGAGAUCAAAGGAAAAACAAUGGGGCGGCAGUGCCAUUUGCUCCAUGUGUCCACUUUUGAGAACAAAUAGCCUAUUCUUCCAUGGACA